Messenger RNA from Ctenocephalides felis (cat flea), 490 nucleotides. Its product is annotated as probable trafficking protein particle complex subunit 2. Gene Ontology annotation, cellular component: nucleus; cytoplasm; TRAPP complex. The record is from RefSeq and is a predicted model, not a curated record. Gene Ontology annotation, biological process: endoplasmic reticulum to Golgi vesicle-mediated transport. Bases 68 to 490 code for a protein of 140 amino acids. Lineage: Eukaryota; Metazoa; Arthropoda; Insecta; Siphonaptera; Pulicidae. The transcript has 2 exons.
ACAGCAAAGACUGACGAGUAAAAUUUUAUGAGUUUUUAGUUGAUGUGCCAAAGAAAUAUAAAUUACAAUGGCUGGAUCUUACUAUUUUGUGAUUGUAGGGCAUAAUGAUAACCCUAUAUUUGAAAUGGAAUUCGCUCCAAGCAAUAAAGAUGCAAAGAAAGAAGAUCACAGACAUUUAAGCCAAUUCAUUGCACAUGCAGCUUUAGAUCUCAUAGAUGAGCAUAUGUGGAAAACAAAUCACAUGUAUUUAAAAUCAGUCGAUAAAUUUAACCAAUGGUUUGUAUCAUCCUUUGUGACUGCUAGUCAGAUAAAAUUUAUUAUGGUUCACGAUAUAAAAAAUGAAGAUGGUAUUAAGAAUUUUUUUAUGGAGAUAUAUGAGACCUAUAUAAAACAUUUAAUGAACCCAUUUUAUGUAAAAAAUUCAUUGAUCAAAUCUCAAAAUUUUGAGAAAAAAGCUCAAUUAUAUGGAAGGAAGUAUUUAACAUCUUAA